GGGUUUUGUUUAAAUGACGUUCACGAACGUUAGGUUAGUUGUGUCGCAAAAGGCUAUUCAUUCAGGACUUUCACAAGAUUGAGAUAAAGUUUGUAAAGAUCUUAAGACAACUUAAGGUCGGUGACAGUUGUUCGCUUGUUAGGUUAACUGUAUUAUACAGCUAAAUGCUUUUGUAUGAACUGAUGAAAGUUUUCAAUGUUAGAUUAGAUAGAUGGCUACAUCUUUACGUCAUUAUCGAAAACUAAUGUGCUUUUUGGCUCGUUGCCACUGUUACAUAAGCAUGAUUCAGAUACUGAAACGUGUCAGACACUUGGUCACGGCAAAGAUGAAGCCAACAGCUGAGUACGUUCUCGCGUUAAUAGUGUCAGAGUUCCGUAUGCCUGUUCCAUGGGGAGAAAUAAGAGGCAGGAUUUGGGGUCCUGAUGAUGGGCGUCCAGUACUGUGCCUGCAUGGCUGGGGCGACAACAGUGGAACGUUUAACACCCUGAUUCCACUGUUACCUAGAGAUUUGAAGUAUGUGGCCAUAGAUUUGCCUGGCCAUGGCUUCUCCUCACAUAGACCUGCAGGAGUUUUCUACACCUACCCUACUUACUUUUCAGAUGUGCGAAGAGUCAUAGAAGUUCUUCAGUGGAAGCGCUUCUCCAUAAUAGGACACAGUAUGGGUGGCAACAUAGCUGGAAUGUUCAGCGUACUGUAUCCAGAGAUGGUGGAUUCCAUUGUACUACUGGACUCUUAUGGAUUUUUGCCAGCAGACACAACACAGCUGCAUAAAAUUAUGAGAAAAGGGAUAGAUGAAAUGACGGAGUAUGAAAAAAUCAUGGACACCAGGAAGGAAAAGGUUUACUCAUACGAAGCAGCCAAAGAAAGACUGAAGGCAGUAAAUCCAAGUCUUUCAGACCAGUCUGCUCAGAUCCUUCUAGAACGGGGACUCAAAGAGUUCGAAGGAGGAGUUGUUUUCACAAGAGAUUUCAGAAUUAACCUGACGAACACUGCAAGGUUGACCCUGGAGCAGAGUCUCUACAUGCAGUCACAGAUAAAAGCUAAAGUGUUAAUACUGUGGGCGAGCCAAGGUUUUGGGAAAAGCUAUCCACAAUUUAUGCAAUUUGUGGAUUAUACAACUCAACUACGGAAGGGCUGGGAUAGUUUAAAAUCCACCAUCAUGACAGUCGAAGGAGACCAUCACGUCCACUUAAACAACCCGGAUGUGGUGGCACCCUUCAUCAGUGACUUUCUGCUGUCCCAGACUUCUGAGCCCACCGCUGGGGCUCUAGGCACCAGUCAAACUGCCAAAUUAUGAGUGGGGUCCCAGCCCCUUGAUGCCUAGUCAAAUUCACACUGCUUAACACACUUGCUUUUGUAAUUAUUAUGGAACUCAGUGGUUCCUGCUGAUUUUAAAUUCGUUUUGUAUUUGAUGACUUAAGUGCCAUACAGCAGGUGGGGGUAUGCGGAUGAACAAAGCGCAUGGUACCCCCCCCCGGGCUAUUGUAUAUCCAAUAAAUAGUGUGCAGCUGCUAAUACAGGUACAGUGUGGUGAAAAUGUUUGCCCCCUGUCUGAAUUACAUAAUUUGUGCACAUUUCUAAUGCAGAAUGAUUUUGUCUUAAGUCAAGACCUAAUAGUGCAUAAAAGGCAACAAAACAGCAUGAUGGACAUUUUAUGCAUUUUUUAAAGAAAUAAUAUUCAACACCCAAGUUUUUCACCUAUGUGAAAAAGUGAUUGCCCCCUUCCUUUCAAUAGCUGGUUACACCCCCUUAUCAGCAAUAACUGCAACUGUUUUCUGUAGUUAGUGUUUAGUGUCUCACAAUGCAGUGGAGGAAUCUUGAUCCCAUUCUUCCUUGCAAAACUGCUUCAACUCAGUGACAUUUGUAGAUUUACAAGCAUGAACUGGUCCCGCCGCUACAUUUCAAUAGGGUUUAGAUCUGGACUUUGACUGGACCGUUCCACAAGUUGAAAUAUUUUGUUUGUUUAACCAUUGGGAGGUAGACAUCUGUGUGUAUUUUGGAUCAUUGUCAUGUUGCAUGAUCCAACUGCAUUUCUGCUUCAGUUCAUGGACACAGAGCCUGACAUUUUAUUUUUGAAGAAUUCUCUGAUGACACAGAGCAGAAUUCAAAGUUCCCUCAAAGACAUAAUGGCAUAGCCAGACCAUCCCACUACCACCACUAAAGUAAGAGAGUAUGGAGCUCUUACUUUGAAAAGCAUUGUUAGGUUUUUGCCAGACAUGAGGGCAGCCAAGGUCAGCCGGAGAACUCAACUUUAGGUUCAUCUGUCCAUAACCCAUUGUUCUAAAGCUUAGGAGGAUGAUCUAGGUUUUUCUUGGCAAACCUGAGAGAAACAUUUACAUUCUUCUUUAGCAGUGGUUUCUGCUGUGCUAUUCUGCCAUUUAUCCCAUUCUUGACUAUUGUGUUCCUGAUGCUUGAGGCAUGAACACUGACCUAAUCUGAGGCAAGAGAGGCUCACAGUGGUUUAAAUAAUAUUGUUGGAUUCUUUUUCACUUCCUGGAUGAUUUUACAUCCACUCCUGGGGAUAUUAUUUACUGUUCCCAGCAUUCCCCUUUUGGACAAUAGGGCAUUGUUUGACGUUCGAUGGAACACCUUUUCAUACCUGAAGAUCGGGUAAUUGAUACUUUGCACACUAAAGACAUGAAAGAAAGAAGCACCAAACUUUUGUGUCAAUUUCACUGCCUAUAUAUAUAUGUGUGUGUGUGUAUAUGUGUAUAUAUGUGUGUGUGUGUGUGU
Messenger RNA from Electrophorus electricus (electric eel), 2733 nucleotides. It is a transcript of the gene serhl, whose product is annotated as serine hydrolase like. Lineage: Eukaryota; Metazoa; Chordata; Actinopteri; Gymnotiformes; Gymnotidae. Gene Ontology annotation, cellular component: membrane. The record is from RefSeq and is a predicted model, not a curated record.